AAAUAUCAGAUCUCUAGCGUAUUUUGUUUACUAAUGUAGCGCAGUUUGGUAACGCCCCGUUGGUAACACUGCUGCCUUCUUCAUGCGUGUCUCCAGUCGACCGCUCAGCCGCCAUCAUGUCUGGAGGCCUUAGUGUGAUGAGCCUUGAGGAGAAUGAUGUGACCCGCUUCCUGGCUGCGGGCACUCAUCUCGGGGCCAAUAAUGUCAACUUCCAGAUGGAGCAGUAUGUCUACAAGCGCCGCCAAGAUGGUGUUUAUAUCAUCCACCUGCGCAAGACUUAUGAGAAGAUUCUGCUGGCUGCCCGAGCUAUUGCAGCCAUAGAAAAUCCUGCAGAUGUCUAUGUGAUCUCCUCACGCCCCAUGGGACAGCGUGCUGUGCUGAAGUUUGCAAGGUACACUGGUGCCACACCCAUUGCUGGCCGCUUCACCCCUGGAGCCUUCACUAACCAAAUUCAGGUGGGCCAAAAAUUUUGUAAUUGUGAAAGUAUGCAGGCUAACUUUGUUCUAGGAUAAGGAUGUGGUUCUGAA
This is a messenger RNA of Eriocheir sinensis (Chinese mitten crab), 527 nucleotides long. Its product is annotated as 40S ribosomal protein SA-like. Bases 117 to 512 code for a protein of 131 amino acids. Gene Ontology annotation, cellular component: ribosome; cytosolic small ribosomal subunit; 90S preribosome. Gene Ontology annotation, molecular function: structural constituent of ribosome. The transcript has 3 exons. NCBI's taxonomy places the organism in Eukaryota, Metazoa, Arthropoda, Malacostraca, Decapoda, Varunidae. The record is from RefSeq and is a predicted model, not a curated record. Gene Ontology annotation, biological process: cytoplasmic translation; ribosomal small subunit assembly.